Acipenser ruthenus (sterlet) is the source of this 1931-nucleotide messenger RNA. Its product is annotated as methylmalonyl-CoA epimerase, mitochondrial-like. Bases 163 to 690 code for a protein of 175 amino acids. The transcript has 3 exons. NCBI's taxonomy places the organism in Eukaryota, Metazoa, Chordata, Actinopteri, Acipenseriformes, Acipenseridae. Gene Ontology annotation, molecular function: methylmalonyl-CoA epimerase activity. Gene Ontology annotation, cellular component: mitochondrion. Gene Ontology annotation, biological process: L-methylmalonyl-CoA metabolic process. The record is from RefSeq and is a predicted model, not a curated record.
AAAUGCUAUUUUAAAUAAAGCACACGCGCCGUUAAAUUGUUCCAGAAUGUUUUAAUAGUAUACAAUAAUAAUGUAUUUGAUUUGUAAAAACCAGGUGGCAGUGUAGUUGUAUCAUCCGGUGGUACAGUACAGAUAAAGUUGGAUUUGAAAAGCAUUUUAAAAAUGGCGGCCUCCAUGGUGAAGGUUGCAGUUGCAGGUAUUGUAGGACAUUUUCGCCAUGCAGUACCCACAGUCAGGAGGUUAUCCCUGUCAAAGCCUCUUGCCCAAGUGGUACCAGUUCCCAUAUGGAAGCUAGGUCGGCUGAAUCACAUUGCCAUUGCGGUACCAGACCUGGAGAAAGCGAUCUCUUUGUACCGCGAUGUACUGGGAGCCCGGGUAAGCGACACAGUGCCUCUGCCCGAGCACGGUGUCUACACCGUCUUUGUGGAGCUGGGCAACACCAAACUGGAGCUGCUUUACCCCCUGGGAGAAAAGAGCCCCAUUUCAGGUUUCCUGCAGAAGAACAAAGCUGGCGGGAUGCAUCACAUCUGCAUUGAGGUGGAUGAUAUAAAGGCAGCUAUAACAGACUUAAAGGCCAAGAAGAUUCGAACCCUUUCAGAGGAACCUCGUAUUGGAGCACAUGGCAAACCAGUGAUGUUCCUUCACCCUAAAGACUGUGAUGGUGUUCUUGUGGAGCUUGAAGAAGCAUGAAACAGCAGAGUCAAUGAGACAAAGCACCAUUCUGCUACAGCCACACGGCACCCAUUCCUACAGAAAACUAACAAAGAAAUACUAUGUAGAAUGGUUUUAUACAGGAUUUUUUUUUUAUUUUAUUUUUUUUUAAACAAUGUUCUACAGUACCAUGCAAUAAUGCAAAAUUAAUAAAUAUUUAAGGGGUCAAUUAAUUUUUUAGACUUAUUAAUUUUGCAAGUUCAUAUUUAAUCAUUAAAUAUUUUUUGUGUUCAUACAGUUAAUUUAUAUGAAUGAGUAGCACUAACAAGAAAAGAAUGGAAGAAUACUGGAUUACGUCUCAGUUUUUUUUGUAUUUGAAGUUUUUCAUCUCUACAAGGUGUAACAGUCCUUGAUCAAUAAUUUCACUUGCACUUCUUUUAUUUGGUUUUGAUGGCCAUUUUAUUCUGUUUCAAUUUAUGCUACAGACUUUAUGUAGCUUUUUCUUUGUCAUGGUGGAUAAAGUUUUGAGAUAUCUGUAGAGAGUGCCAGAGAGCUGCAGUGCCUUGUAUUGAUGUCUUGUUGCAGGUCCCCUAUCUUACUGUUUGAUGUUUUUUUAACCUAAUUGCAUACAGCUUUUCUGAUUGUCAGCUUUAAGCUUCUCACAAGGCCUAUAUUGGUUAUUCCAUGAAAAUGGUCCUGUAACUGUCUGCACCAACAUAUUAUUCACAAGUUGCUAAGUCCCUUAUUUUCCCUUGCCCAGAAAACUGAUAAUUUAUUUGAGACUGUAUUAAGAUUGCCUGCUGCUUGUGUGUGUUACAGGCUUUUCAACAUAACUGGAACCAGAUAUAAAGAUGUGCAGUACGCCAGUCAGUGGAAGGCUAGAGUGUCAUUUAAUCUAUUUUUAAAGAAUAGAUGCAAAUCACAUUAAAUCCAUCAGAGUGCCCCCAUUUUAAUGACCACCAACAAACUGGACUUGCAGAUUUGCCUGCAUGUGUAAAUGAUGUUGUUCAACCUCACUUGUCAAAAGCCCAAAGGGCCUGAGAAUUGCUUAUUUAACACAUAACCUUGGUAGGAUCUACACACCAAUUUAUUUGAAAAAAAAAAAACUUCUAUUUAACCCAAAUUAUUUAGAGGUUGUGAUUUUUUUAGUAAGGUUAAUGGUCUGAAUAAUGCAUAAGGAAUAACGGCUUUCUGUCCUAAUUUUCUUGUAGCUGUUUGUUCACUGUUCAGGUUGUUUUUUGUAUACAGUAUCUGUAAUAGAGUCUUGGUUUGGAUACACA